This is a messenger RNA of Sphaeroforma arctica JP610, 384 nucleotides long. RefSeq lists its product as hypothetical. The record is from RefSeq and is a predicted model, not a curated record. The annotation marks the transcript as partial. The transcript has 3 exons. NCBI's taxonomy places the organism in Eukaryota, Ichthyosporea, Ichthyophonida.
GUAUCUAGUACGGCUCGGGACACAAUCACGGCCACAGAGAAGAUAUACUACACCAAAGAGACGCAGACUGACAGUAAUUGGAUGGACGACGAGAUUGAGAAACAAGUGCAGCAACGGUUAGCGGAUAUGGAGGCGGCCCAGAAGCAGAAGGAAGCAAUCGAGGAGGAAAAAAGGAUUGCAAAAGAAGAGGCCGCCGCUCAAGCACGACACGAACAAGGUAUAAGUCGGGUUAGCGUUGGUGUGUUCAACAUCAAUACCAGUGGGCCUGAAACGUCAAAUAUGAAGAUUGGCAUUCGCAUGUCCAAAAUGCUCCGAACGAGCUUGCACAGCAAGACGUCAACUCGCACAUGGCUGUGCUUAACCCCAGUGAAUCGACUGCCAUAA